AUGGAUUCAUUUGAGCCAGAUGGAAACGCAUUGCCACCCCCACCCCCUGUUAUUCCCCCAGAUGUUGUUCCGUUGCGUGCAGAAAUUGCACCUGAACCUGUAAAGAAGAAGAAUUUACGCCUACCAAUUGCUAGGCGAGGCCUUGGAACAAAAGGGCAAAAGAUUCCUCUGUUAACUAAUCAUUUCAAAGUAAACGUCACUAAUAGUAACAAAGAAGAACACUUCUUCCAUUACAGUGUUCUGGUUACUUAUGAAGACGGUCGUCCCCUUGAUGGGAAGGGUGCUGGAAGAAGGAUAAUUGAUCGAGUCCAUGAGACAUAUAACUCCGAGUUAGGUGGAAAGGACUUCGCAUAUGAUGGUGAGAAGAGUUUGUUCACUGUUGGUUCACUUCCACGCAACAAACUUGAAUUUUCGGUUGUUCUGGAGGAUACACCAUCAAACAGAAAUAAUGGAAGUAUUAAUGCUGAUGGUGAAGGGAGUCCAAAUGAAAGUGAUCGGAAGAGGCUACGACGUCCAGGUCGUACCAAAACAUUCAAUGUUGAAAUUAGUUAUGCUGCAAAAAUUCCCAUGAAGGCAAUUGGAGAAGCUCUGCGGGGUCAGGAGUCCGAAAACUCCCAAGAAGCUCUGAGAGUGCUGGAUAUUAUAUUGAGGCAACAUGCAUCUAAGCAAGGUUGUCUCCUAGUGCGUCAAUCUUUCUUCCAUAAUGACCCAAAAAGUUUUGUUGAUGUCGGAGGAGGUGUUCUAGGGUGCAGAGGAUUCCAUUCAAGCUUCAGAACCACCCAGGGUGGCCUGUCGUUGAACAUUGAUGUAUCAACCACCAUGAUCAUACAGCCUGGACCAGUUGUUGAUUUUUUAAUUUCCAGCCAGAAUGUUAGAGAUCCCUUUUCACUUGACUGGACAAAGGCUAAGAGAACUCUGAAGAAUUUGAGGGUUAAAACCAGCCCAACCAAUCUAGAAUACAAAAUAACUGGAUUGAGCGAGAGACCAUGCAAAGAGCAAUUGUUUACAUUGAGAAACAAAAUUGCAAAGGAUGGUGAGGAUGGAGAAAUUGAAGUGACUGUGUACGACUAUUUUGUUAAUCAUCGGAAUAUACCGUUGCGUUAUUCUGGCGAUCUGCCCUGCAUUAAUGUUGGGAAGCCCAAGCGUCCAACAUACAUCCCCCUUGAGCUAUGUGAAUUGGUUUCAUUGCAACGGUAUACAAAAGCACUUUCAACCCUUCAAAGAUCUUCACUGGUGGAGAAAUCAAGGCAAAAGCCACAGGAGAGGAUGAGCAUCUUGUCUAACGCUUUGAAAAUCAACAAUUAUGAUGGUGAACCUAUGCUACGUGCAUGUGGUGUUUCAAUUGGUAAUAGUUUUACACAAGUGGAUGGCCGCGUUCUGCCUGCUCCUAAGUUGAAAGUCGGCAAUGGGGAUGAUUUCUUUCCCAGAAAUGGGCGGUGGAAUUUCAACAAUAAGAAACUUGUCAAGCCCACUAAGAUAGAACGAUGGGUUGUUGUUAACUUCUCCGCACGCUGUGAUCUGAAAGCCCUUGUCCGUGAUUUGAUUAAAUGUGGAGAUAUGAAGGGAAUUGCCAUAGACCCUCCAUUUGACGUUUUUGAAGAGAAUCCACAGUCGAGACGUGCCCCGCCUAUGGUUAGGGUUGAGAGAAUAUUUGAGGAUAUUCAGUCCAAACUUCCUGGACAACCGCAGUUCAUUCUCUGUUUGCUUCCGGAGAGGAAAAAUUCUGCUCUAUAUGGUCCAUGGAAGCGGAAGAAUCUGGCCGAGUAUGGCAUUGUCACACAGUGCAUAGCUCCUACAAGGGUCAAUGACCAAUACCUGACUAAUGUUUUGCUAAAAAUUAAUGCGAAGCUUGGAGGAUUGAAUUCCUUGUUGGCUGUUGAAUUUUCACCUUCCAUUCCUGUGGUUUCCAAGGCUCCUACCAUCAUCCUAGGAAUGGAUGUGUCUCAUGGCUCGCCUGGCCAGUCAGACAUACCAUCAAUUGCUGCGGUUGUCAGCUCGAGGCACUGGCCACUCAUUUCUCGCUAUAGGGCAUCUGUUCGAACUCAGUCUCCAAAGGUCGAAAUGAUUGAUUCACUGUUCAAACGUGUUUCUGAUACAGAAGAUGAUGGCAUUAUGAGAGAGCUGCUUUUGGACUUCUAUACAAGUUCAGGAAAGCGUAAACCAGAUCAGAUAAUCAUAUUCAGGGAUGGUGUUAGCGAGUCGCAGUUCAAUCAAGUCUUAAACAUUGAGCUGGACCAGAUCAUUGAGGCCUGCAAGUUCCUUGAUGAAAGUUGGUGCCCAAAAUUUGUGGUGAUUAUCGCGCAGAAGAACCACCACACAAAAUUCUUCCAGCCUCAGUCACCUGAUAAUGUUCCACCUGGUACCAUUAUUGACAACAGAAUUUGUCAUCCGAAGAACAAUGAUUUUUAUCUCUGUGCUCAGGCUGGAAUGAUUGGAACCACGAGGCCUACCCAUUAUCAUGUUCUGUUGGAUGAUGUUGGGUUUUCAGCUGAUGAUCUGCAGGAACUAGUGCAUUCUCUGUCCUAUGUGUACCAGAGAAGCACCACUGCAAUUUCUGUAGUUGCCCCGAUAUGCUAUGCUCAUCUAGCUGCCACACAAAUGAGUCAGUUUGUGAAGUUUGAAGAUGCAUCUGAGACUUCCUCAAGCCAUGGUGGGACAACUUCUGCUGGAGCAGUGCCCGUCCCUCAGCUUCCGAGGUUGAAAGAGAACGUUGCCAAUUCUAUGUUUUUCUGCUGAGGGCUCGGUGCCUCUGCAAAUAUAUGUAUAGUAUUAUAACUUAUGGUGUAGCCUCCCACCGUAUCGGGGGUCGGUACUCGGGGUUCGUUAGUGGUUCUGAACUAGGAUGUUUGACUGUCUAGUCCAACUUUUGCGAAUAUGGUUUUUAAUGUUGGCUAUGUAUGUACAUAACCAGACCUUUUCGGAUUAUGACAUCAUAUAUAUGUUCACUGUUGGCUUUUGUGUAUAUGUGGUCUUCCUCAUCAUAUAUUGUUUAUGUUUUGUCCAUCAACUCAUC
This is a messenger RNA of Fragaria vesca subsp. vesca, 3013 nucleotides long. Its product is annotated as protein argonaute 4-like. The transcript has 23 exons. Gene Ontology annotation, biological process: regulatory ncRNA-mediated post-transcriptional gene silencing. Bases 1 to 2736 code for a protein of 911 amino acids. The record is from RefSeq and is a predicted model, not a curated record. NCBI's taxonomy places the organism in Eukaryota, Viridiplantae, Streptophyta, Magnoliopsida, Rosales, Rosaceae. Gene Ontology annotation, molecular function: RNA binding; protein binding. Gene Ontology annotation, cellular component: cytoplasm.